CACCAACCAAUUAGAGUAUCCAUGUCACUUCAACAUUUAAACCAAUUUCUAUUUAAUGCGGCUUCGAAUCGCUAGAACUACCAGAGCUUUUUGAGAAUACGUUCGUCCUUUGCGCUUUAGGCGCAGAAUUCUAUCCAUUACUCUCACCGCUCCUCGCGAUACAAACUUUAGACCUCAACGAUGAUCGUCCUUCAUGCCUUCAUAAGAUACAUAGCCGCACCAGUGCUCAUUACAAACGCAAUAUUAUACACUCUUGCAUUCUGUCUUCCUUCCUCCCUAGCGAACGGUCAUCCCAAGCGGCUAGCGACUUUUUUCGCUCGAGCCUUCGCCUUCAUAUGGUCGUUGCUACUAUGCGCGGCGUACGGUAUUAUAAUAUCAUUGGUGCUCAGGUUUAUAGGUAAACCCGGAUUAGCACAAUGGGCUGUAGCUAGGGCGUUUAAGUAUGUGAUGUUUUUGUCCACCGGCGUGUGGAUUACGAUAGAGGAUGAGUUUGGGGGUUUGAAGACGAGGCCUAUGGUCCUUAUUGGCAAUCACCAGACUGAGCUCGACAUCCUUUUCCUUGGACAUCUGUUCCCACCGUACACAUCCGUGACAGCAAAAGCGAGCCUAAAAUGGACACCAAUGCUGGGCCAGUUCAUGUGGGCCUCGAAGACAAUAUUUAUCGAUCGCGCAAACUCCAAGUCUGCUCGAGCGGCAUUCGAUGGUGCCGCGAAAGAGAUUAAAUCCUCCUAUCAAAGCGUUUACAUAUUUGUCGAGGGAACAAGGUCAUACAGCGUUGAACCUACACUCCUACCUUUCAAGAAAGGUGCUUUUCACCUCGCCAUACAAGCUCAAGUACCUCUGGUACCUGUCGUGUGCGAAAAUUACGCUCAUAUACUUGUCAUGAAGGGAGGAUGGAAGAAGUGGAAGUUUGAGUCAGGCACAAUUCGGGUGAAGGUGCUUGAAAAGGUAGAGACCAAAGGGUUGGACGCUACAGCUGUCGAUCGUCUCUUGGAGGAAAUUAGAGAGAGAAUGCUCAGCACGAUAGUGCAAUUAGGAAGGGAGAGAGCUCAAACGCAAUCGCAUAUUGCCAUGGCCGCAAACGGCAAGAAAUAUCUAUAAUACUGUCCUUUUAGGAUUGUUUCUGCAGCAGGGCGUCGUAAAAUUUUACGUGAUCAGAUUUUAGAUGAUCAUUCGGAUGAUGAGAUGAGUUUAUGCAUGGCAUGCCUGGCAUGAUUGUACAGAUUGUACAGGACAUUGGAGAAGGUCUAUUCUCAUUGAGCAUAAUUUGUAUAUACUUCGAAUCUUCUACAUAUUUAAAUUUCAGCCUUGAAAUUGCAGCGAAAGCGUCAGUACUUAAAGACGGGU
This is a messenger RNA of Verruconis gallopava, 1347 nucleotides long. RefSeq lists its product as uncharacterized. The record is from RefSeq and is a predicted model, not a curated record. The coding region runs from base 181 to 1101 and encodes 306 amino acids. Gene Ontology annotation, cellular component: endoplasmic reticulum; membrane. Gene Ontology annotation, molecular function: 1-acylglycerol-3-phosphate O-acyltransferase activity. The transcript is spliced from 3 exons. Gene Ontology annotation, biological process: phosphatidic acid biosynthetic process. NCBI's taxonomy places the organism in Eukaryota, Fungi, Ascomycota, Dothideomycetes, Venturiales, Sympoventuriaceae.